AUGUCAAGUCCUAUAGUUAAUAUGUCUUCGUCAUCAACAUUUUUUCCAAAUACGCAAUCAUCUAUUGUUCCAAAUGAAUCACCAUCAACACCAAGUAGUUAUAUCAGUCUAUUAGACACUUCUCAAUCUCCUGAUGCACCUGUUUUAUCACUUCCUCAACGUUCAACACUUGGUUGGAUACAUACAUUUGAUACAAUACGUCAAUGGAGUACACGUACAAUUAAAUUUACUCGACAAGUACUUCAAGAACGAACUGGACAAUGUAUUAGAACACAAGAUACUGAACUUGAGAAAAAUAUUGAAGUUUUUCGAGAAACAAAACGUCAUUAUGAACAAUUAUUAAAAGAAGCUCGUCAAAUGUCAAUACAUUUUGCUGGUAUUCUUCAAACACAACGUUCACUUAGUCAAUCAUUUACUGAAUUACAACGAAUGACAACAACAUCAAUUGAACUUACUAAUCAAUUUGCUCGAAAUGGACAUUGUCAAAAAACCUUAGCCUCUAAUGGAGAUGCUUUACUAAAUUCAAUCAAUAUAUUUGUCGAAGCAUUACAAACAUUAGUAACAAAAACAAUGGAAGAUACAUUAAUGACAGUUAAAGCUUAUGAAAAAUCAAGAAUUGAAUAUGAUGCAUAUCGAUAUGAUUAUGAAUUAGUAUUAUCACGAAAUCAUACAGGUGGUGUAACAUUAUCCAAUUCUGAAGAGCAUAUUGAAAGACAAUAUUAUCAUUUUAAAGAUCGCUAUGAAAAAUUAAAAGCUAAUCUUAUAGUUAAAAUAAAAUUACUCGAUGAUAAUCGAAUUAAAGUUAUGCAACAACAAUUAAUUUUAUUUCAUAAUGCAAUUGCGAAUUAUUUUCUAUCCAUACAAAAACAAUUUAAUUAUGAAAAAUAA
Messenger RNA from Adineta steineri, 888 nucleotides. NCBI's taxonomy places the organism in Eukaryota, Metazoa, Rotifera, Eurotatoria, Adinetida, Adinetidae. The record is from the annotation of a GenBank genome assembly.